Messenger RNA from Ipomoea nil (Japanese morning glory), 2672 nucleotides. Its product is annotated as ABC transporter B family member 25, mitochondrial. The transcript has 20 exons. Gene Ontology annotation, molecular function: ATP binding; ATP hydrolysis activity; ABC-type transporter activity. Lineage: Eukaryota; Viridiplantae; Streptophyta; Magnoliopsida; Solanales; Convolvulaceae. Gene Ontology annotation, biological process: transmembrane transport; intracellular iron ion homeostasis. The record is from RefSeq and is a predicted model, not a curated record. The coding region runs from base 207 to 2432 and encodes 741 amino acids. Gene Ontology annotation, cellular component: mitochondrial inner membrane.
UCUAUUACGGAGGAGUUACUUUGUGUCUUGGUGAAGUCGUGAAGGAACACAACUACAAGUUGACGCAAAGGAGGAUUUGUCUGUGUAUGUACGGCCGCCUGUCGUAACCGCCGGCGCAGAUAGAGAUUCUAUUAUAUUCUAGCUCGGGACUGGAGGAGUUGUUUGCCUAAUUCAUCGACUGGGUUUCCAGUUUCUUGAGAAAUUCGAUGGCUUCCAGGUGUUUUAGGGCUAGCGAGCUCUUCUUCCCCAAAGCAGAGUCCUUGAUUUUGAAUUACGUUCCAUCCCGCUCGGUGCAUCUGCAGUCGCCCAACUGCGCCAGCUCUCUUCGAAUUGCUCACAUUAAUCGAUAUGCCGUUUUCUCCAGACGGCUUUCCACCAGACGAAGCCUCUGGGGGUCUACAAGAACCGCUUGCCCCUCUUCCUUGGGACAAGUCAAUGCCUUUCUUUCUGAUUUCCCACCCAAAAACCCCCAAGACCCUGUUCGUUUGCCCAAUGGGUUUGCAAUGUUUUCUACAGAUGGUGGUGCAUUGGGCAAAAAGCCACCUGUUAAGCAAGAGCAGUCUGGGAAAAUUGUCAAAGAAGGCUCGGGCAAUCAAAUAAACGACACAAGAAUUAUAGGCACUCUCGCAAAAUACCUGUGGAUGAAGGAUAAUCUGGAGUUCCGGUUGAGAGUGGUGGCCGCUUUAGGUCUAUUAGUUGGGGCCAAGGUACUGAAUGUUCAAGUUCCUUUUCUGUUUAAGCUUGCUGUUGAUUGGUUAACAACAGCAACUGGCAAUGCUAGCACACUGGCUCAGUUUACUUCUGCUAAUGCAACUGCUUUAGCUCUUUUUGUGUCUCCAGCUGCAGUUUUGAUAGGAUAUGGGAUAGCCCGGUCAUGUGCAUCUGCUUUCAAUGAAUUGCGAACAGCUGUGUUUUCUAAGGUGGCGCUUAGAACAAUCCGAUCAGUUUCUAGAAAGGUCUUUUCACAUUUGCAUGAGCUCGACCUGCAGUACCACCUCAGUCGAGAAACUGGUGGUCUAAACCGGAUCAUAGAUCGUGGUAGCCGUGCUAUUAAUUUCAUUCUUUCGUCAAUGGUAUUUAAUGUUGUUCCAACAAUAUUAGAGAUUUCUAUGGUAUCAGGUAUACUUGCAUACAAAUUUGGAGCACCAUUUGCAUUGAUCACUUCCCUGUCAGUGGCUGCAUAUGUUGCUUUCACAUUGACUGUGACACAGUGGCGAACUAAGUUUCGUAAGGAGAUGAAUAAAGCUGAUAAUGAUGCAAGCACUAGGGCAAUUGAUUCACUCAUCAAUUAUGAGACUGUGAAGUAUUUCAACAAUGAGAAUUAUGAAGCAGACAAAUACGAUGAGUUUUUGAAGAGAUAUGAAAAUGCUGCUUUAAAAACACAGCGUAGUCUUGCAGUUUUGAACUUCGGGCAAAGUGCAAUAUUUAGUACAGCUCUUUCUGCUGCUAUGGUGUUAUGUUCUAAUGGAAUCAUGAAUGGUGUAAUGACCGUUGGUGACCUGGUUAUGGUUAAUGGGCUCUUGUUCCAACUCUCUCUUCCACUCAACUUCCUUGGAAGUGUAUACAGAGAGACUAUCCAGAGCCUGGUUGACAUGAAAGCUAUGUUUCAGUUACUAGAGGAGAGGGCUGAAAUUAGAGACGCAGAUAAUGCAAAGGCUCUGAAGUUACAUGGUGGUGCCAUUGAAUUUGACAACGUUCACUUCAGUUAUUUAACAGAUAGAAAGAUUCUUGAUGGGAUAUCUUUUGUUGUACCUGCCGGAAAAAGUGUUGCUAUUGUAGGAACCAGUGGGAGUGGUAAAUCAACCAUUCUUAGACUACUCUUCAGAUUCUUUGACACCAAUUCUGGGAAUAUAAGGAUAGAUAGUCAAGAUAUUCAGGGAGUAACGCUUGAGAGUCUACGGAAAUCUAUUGGUGUUGUUCCGCAGGAUACUGUCUUGUUUAACGAUACUAUCUUCCACAAUAUUCAUUAUGGUCGCCUUUCAGCAACAGAAGAAGAGGUAUAUGAUGCUGCUCGACAAGCGGCUAUUCAUGAUACUAUCAUGAAGUUUCCUCAAAAAUAUUCAACUGUGGUAGGGGAACGUGGACUUAAGUUAAGUGGUGGUGAGAAGCAGCGGGUGGCAUUAGCUCGUGCAUUCCUCAAAUCACCGGCAAUUAUGCUUUGUGAUGAAGCUACAAGUGCACUUGAUAGCACCACCGAAGCGGAAAUCUUGGGUGCUUUGAAGUCUUUGUCAAAUAAUCGUACUUCUAUCUUUAUCGCUCAUAGGCUAACUACUGCAAUGCAAUGUGACGAGAUUAUUGUUUUGGAGAAUGGAAGAGUAGUGGAGCAGGGAUCACACGAGGCUCUACUGUUGAAGCAAGGAAGGUACGCGCAACUUUGGGCUCAGCAGAACACUUUGGAUGCUCUCGACACAGCCAUCAAACUCGAGGCUUGAAAGCGCAAGUAAGAGGGGAAGCUGCUUGGUCUGUUUGUACUUACUACAUCCCAUUGCCUUAAAAUUUACCCUUUGUCCAUAAGGGGUUCAAGGCAUGAAAAUUCUUUUUACCAUAUUUAUUCAAGUGUAAUCUCAAAUGGUGACAGUUGGGAAGUUUGUGGUUAGCACUGUUGUACUGGAAUUUCAAAUAUAUUUGUUUUUUGGGCUAAAAAGUUAUAAUAAAAGAUUUGUUCUCAUAUA